Molecule: messenger RNA, 903 nt
Organism: Truncatella angustata
Lineage: Eukaryota; Fungi; Ascomycota; Sordariomycetes; Amphisphaeriales; Sporocadaceae
Product: Alpha/Beta hydrolase protein
Exons: 2
Coding region: 1-903 (300 amino acids)
Molecular function (GO): hydrolase activity, acting on ester bonds
Source: RefSeq, a predicted model, not a curated record
AUGGCAAACUACACAUGGUCGUUUGACCCCAUCCCUUCCGCGUUUCCGCAAUUCGCUGUCCCUAAUGUCGCACUAUGGAAUGUAACGAACGGUGUUGAUCUAAACUACCAGAUUCAAUUGUCGUGGCCUUUGGAUUGGGCAUCACGCGAUGUGAACAACGUCACCGCACUGCCUAUGUACGUCUUAGAUGGCAACGCCCUCGGGAUGAGUGCAACCGAAGCCUGGCGGCGCCGCGACGCCGUCGAGCUCGCGCAACCGGACUACGUUGUCGUCAGCAUUGGGUAUCCCAUCACCGGCUCCGUCUACGGAGCGCAGCGCAGCAUUGACUUCCAACCCAUGACACCCGGAGAAGACCCACCGGCUGUCCCCGGCGUGCGUGAGGGUUCCGACGACUUCAUUUACUUUCUCGAACACACCCUGAAGCCUUUUGUGGCAGGCCAGUUUCCCAACGUGUCGCUCGGUAGAGAGGCGCUUUACGGACACUCAUGGGCGGGUAUGUUUGUCAUUUAUGCGCUCCUGACGAGACCAGAUCUGUUCGAUACGUUCUUUUCCAGCAGUCCUGCAUUGUAUUGGAAUGACAAGUACUUGCUCAAUCACACGUACUGGCUGAAUGAAAUUGAAGUGCCUGCCGAAGAGGCUGAGAAGCCUGCUUUCCGUCUUGCAUAUGGCGAUCUGGAGCAAUAUCCUGUCAGGCGGAGAACGGAGACCGACGAGCAGUGGGAGUUCCGAGAGAGCUUGUUUGCCACGUUUGCCAUGGCGGACAACUGCAAUGCGCUAUACGAAAGCCUGAAGGGGAACGAAAGAUUAAGAAAUGUGGUGCUCAAGGAAUACCAAGGGAGCGAUCAUGCGUCUGUAGCUGCUGUGGCGUUGGCCGAUGGGAUUGAUUACUUUGUGGAUUGGUGA